CUUUAAAUUUGUUUUUGGGCAGUAUUGAAUGGAAAAAGAAGCUUCCUCGGGAUGAGGAUAAAGGGGCUUGCCGGAAAAUAUAAAAAAGAAAGAAAGAGGUGGUAACACGAAAGGCGCGUGGCAGCCGCUGGUUUAACCGAAAAGAAAGCAACUUUGUCCUACAUCAGAGGCAACGGAAAAGAGGAUCCUUUCUGCUUCUUCUCUUCUCUUCCACACAAAGACAUCGUUUCAUUGCUCUCUCUCUUGUGCGGACACAAUUUUUGAUGGGGAUAUACCUCAGCACUCCCAAAACAGAGAAGGCCUCUGAAGAUGGUGAGAACGACAAGCUUCGCUUCGGUUUGUCUUCCAUGCAGGGCUGGCGUGCUACCAUGGAAGAUGCUCAUGCAGCUCAUCCAUGUUUGGACGAGUCCACGUCAUACUUUGGUGUUUAUGAUGGCCAUGGAGGCAAAGCAGUUUCAAAAUUCUGUGCCAAGUAUCUACACCUGCAGGUGCUUAAGAGUGAAGCUUACUUAGCUGGAGAUUUAGGCACAUCUUUACAGAAAUCUUUUCUCAGAAUGGAUGAGAUGAUGCGUGGACAAAGAGGGUGGAGAGAAUUAGCAAUCUUGGGGGAUAAAAUAGAAAAGUUGUCUGGUAUGCUAGAGGGCUUUAUAUGGUCUCCCAGGAGUAGUGAAGCCAAUGACCGUGUUGAUGAUUGGGCUUUUGAGGAGGGGCCCCAUUCUGAUUUUACUGGACCAAACUCUGGAAGCACAGCUUGUGUGGCUGUCGUCCGAGGAAACAAACUUGUUGUUGCUAAUGCUGGAGAUUCUAGAUGUGUCUUAUCAAGGAAAGGCCAGGCACACAAUUUGUCCAAGGACCACAAACCUGAACUUGAGGCUGAGAAAGACAGGAUUCUAAAAGCUGGUGGUUUCAUCCAAGUUGGACGGGUCAAUGGAAGUUUAAACUUGGCUAGAGCAAUUGGAGAUAUGGAAUUCAAGCAGAAUAAGUAUUUGCCUGCCGAAAAGCAGAUUGUAACUGCUGAUCCGGACAUAACUUCAGUUGAGCUUUGUGAUGAUGACGAGUUUCUUGUAAUAGCUUGUGAUGGAAUAUGGGAUUGUAUGUCUAGCCAACAGCUUGUAGACUUCAUACAUCAACAGUUAAAAACAGAGAAUAAACUUUCUGCGGUUUGUGAGAGAGUAUUUGAUAGGUGCUUGGCACCAACAGCUGGUGGUGAGGGAUGUGAUAACAUGACCAUGAUUUUGAUUCAGUUCAAAAAACCUUCCAGCAGCCCAGAUGCAUCAUCUGUCAUGAACCAGCCUCAAUCGUCUGCUCUAUCAUCUGAAGCUGAUAGAAGUUCGGAGACAGUAGAAUCGAAGUGAGAGAAUUUCGAACCUGACUUGAUGACUAAUAGUCAUCAAUUUCUUAGUGCAUGUUGAAGCAUUGGUGAGCUGAGGUUCUUGCCUUCUUGGGUACUAUUUUAUAUCCAAAUUUCAGGAUGUUAAUUCUCAAUAGGGGGAUUGUAAAUUGGUGACAAACUAAUUCAUGGGGCUAGUAUUGGCUUUUGUACAUAAGUGUGGGUGUUCAGAAUAUGAAGGAAAAAAAAAGGUUCAACAAGCAUACUGAUGUACACUGAAUGACUAAAAUCACCUUUGUGAAACUUACCCAAUGCCAAUGAGUGCCGACCGGAAGAAUGUGUAGAAAGAACAUGUCUGGAUACUGGAGUUAUAUCCAUGAUCCAUCAGUAGCAGUUCCUUAAGGAUUUAGUGCGAUGCACGGAUUUGCAGAGGCAUUUUUUGUUUCUGCACCCCCUUUAUCCUUUAUGGGUUGAUGCAUCCGUGAUGCUCUAUUGUUAUUUUUCUCGUUUUGGAAAUUACAAAUCCUCGUUUACUUA
Molecule: messenger RNA, 1867 nt
Organism: Glycine soja
Lineage: Eukaryota; Viridiplantae; Streptophyta; Magnoliopsida; Fabales; Fabaceae
Product: probable protein phosphatase 2C 60
Exons: 11
Coding region: 264-1355 (363 amino acids)
Biological process (GO): protein dephosphorylation
Molecular function (GO): cation binding; protein serine/threonine phosphatase activity
Source: RefSeq, a predicted model, not a curated record